This is a messenger RNA of Gadus macrocephalus (Pacific cod), 4191 nucleotides long. It is a transcript of the gene uvrag, whose product is annotated as UV radiation resistance associated gene. The transcript is spliced from 15 exons. Gene Ontology annotation, molecular function: SNARE binding. Bases 374 to 2698 code for a protein of 774 amino acids. Lineage: Eukaryota; Metazoa; Chordata; Actinopteri; Gadiformes; Gadidae. The record is from RefSeq and is a predicted model, not a curated record. Gene Ontology annotation, cellular component: phosphatidylinositol 3-kinase complex, class III, type II; endosome; lytic vacuole. Gene Ontology annotation, biological process: SNARE complex assembly.
UCCUUCCAGCAUUGACAGAUAUGCAUACAUGCCCCUCCCUUUCCAAGCGGCCGUCAGCCAAACAAACCAAUUAUAACACAAGGUUUAAAGACUUCGUGUGACGGACGUUGUCUUGAGCCAAUCAGAAACCUAGAUGCCACUCUACCAAAAUACCGGACAUGAACUCUGAAGCAACUAGCAAAAUAGCUACUUUGUUUUUGUCGCUUGGUUAGCUGACAGCUAGGCUACUACACUACUUUCUCUCUAAACAACAAUGUCUGCACACUCAUUUUUGGAGCUUUGAAGCAUAGGACACUCAUUGAAUGAUUGUAGUAGAUGCAAACGAUGGGAUAUUUUGUUGAAUGAAGCAAACUCGCUAGCUGCCGAUAGGAGGAUGAACUCCAUCACCGGUCGGGAUGUUGCUAUCCCCGCUGCAGCUGUCACUAACUCCGGAGUUUCAUCCACCCGAGCACUGCAUGUAGAACUCACAUCCCAGCAGAGACGACUACGCCACCUCCGCAGCAUCGCUGCCAGAAACAUCGUCAACAAGAAUGGGUCUCCACUGCUUGACACCUACUUCACCCUCCACCUCUGUAUAGAAGACCGCAUAUCGAGAGACUUUUAUGAAAGUGAGAUCAUAAGAGAUUCGCUGAAUCCGACGUGGCGGAGCCUGGAUUUUGGCAUGCUGCCUGACCUACUGGACACGUCGGUGUCGUGCUUCGUGGUGAGGAUCUGGGGCGGUCAGCUCCAGCAGUACCAGCUCCUCAUCGAGUGGAAGGUCAACCUGGACGGCCUGCGAUACACCGGCCAACAGAUUCGCUCCAGGAGUCCAAAUGAGAUUAUAUUUGGAUUGAAUGAUGGCUACUACGCAGCUGACUUUGAUCAUAAGGACCUGUCGGAACGCAAGAAGCACAGCCUGCUGCAGGUGGACCAGCACUCUGUCCGCAACUCCUACAGCGUCUUCUCCCUGCUCAGGCUCCACACGGCCCAGAGAGCCAUCAAGCAGACCCAGGUGACGGUGCAGAAGAUCGGGAAGGAGAUCGAGGAGAAGCUGAGGACGACGGCUGCUUGCACAGAGCGGAAGAAGGAGCGGGAGUGCAUGGAGCUGUGCCUCGGUGUGCUGCGCAGCGAGCUGCAGCGCCAGAGGAAGGCGCUAGGCAGGGAGACGGACCUGAGGCAGAAGGAGCGGGCGCAGCUCAACAAGAAAGAGGAAGCGUUCUCCUUUCAGCGCCAAAGUCUGGAGGAAGAGAAGGAGUCCUUAGCCAAGCAGCAGAAGGAAUGCACCGCCAAGAGGGAGCAGUUCCUCAAGUCCAACGCUCAGCUCACCUUCCGUUGUCGGCAGCUCCUGUCUGAGCUGUCCUACAUCUACCCCAUCACUGUGGCAAAUCAGUCGGAUUACGUCAUCUGUGGAGUUAAGCUGCCCAACUCGGAGGACUUCCAAGCAAAGGAUGACGGGAGCGUGGCAGUGGCCCUCGGUUACACGGCGCACCUGGUCCUGAUGGUGUCCUGCUUCCUCCAGAUCCCUUUACGGUAUCCAGUUAUCCACAAGGGUUCCCGGUCCUCCAUCAAGGACACCAUCACCGACAGGCUGACGGAGAAGGAGAGAGAGUUCCCUUUGUACCCCAGAGGAGAGCGCUUCCACUUUGAAUACGCCGUCUACCUGCUCAACAAGAACAUCGCCCAGCUGAGAUAUCAGCACGGCUUAUCCACUCCAGACCUGAGUCAAACGCUGCCUAACCUGAGGAACUUCCUGGAGCACGGCCUGCUGGUCAGAUGCGACCAGCACUUUGUCUCCAGCGCCAUCCCGGUUCCGGUCAAAUCCCAGCUCAGCGUGUCGGCCAUGUCGGAGAUGGGCUACCCCUGCCACACCAGCUCCCCGGAGAGAGGCGUGAGGAAGAGGGCCAGCUCGGAGACGGACAAGCUCAAGUACAAAGACGGCGCCGUGCCAAGCUACGACAUGGCCAUGGGCGAGCAGCCGGCGGCCGCCGGGGGCCCCACGCAACCCUCCCCGAAGCCCCUCUCCUCCUCCCUGGACACAGCCGCGCCACUGCGCACCCUGUCGGAGGGUCUGGAGGUCAAGGAGCAGGGAGGCAGGGGGGGAUCCGGGGACGAGGCAGCUGAGUGUGUCGGGGAGGAGGAAGUAGCGGCGGAGGUGGUGGUGGUGGCGGCGACGGAGCAACAAGGAAGCAGCGAACGACGGGUUCAAGGCAACGAGGGAACGAUGGAGGAGGGAAGGGAGAUGGAGGAGCCGGGGACCACCGGCAGCACCUUUGACCCGAAUCCGGCUGCUCAGGCUGGGGUGGAGGCCCUCGCAGAGGAGGGGGGGCAGCAGGCGGCGCCUGGCAGUCAGCCGACGGGGGCCAUGAACGGCACGCUGACCCCGGGACAGGACCUGACCGGCGGGGCGGACGGCUCCGGCCCGGACCUGCGCUGCUCGGUGGAGCAGGCGGAGGAGAUCAUGGGCACGGAGGCCACGGGGCUGGGGCUGGGGCUGGGGCUGCGGCUGGGCGGCGGUAGCGGUGGCCACGGCGGCGGCGGCGGGGCGCGGCUGGACGACUACCCCUGCAUCCCGGUGGAGCACGCGGUCGCCGUGGAGUGCGACGAGCAGGUGCUCGGGGAGCUGGACGCCGCCGGCUUCGAGGAGUUCUCCCGCCGCAUCUACGCUCUGAACGAGAACAUGCCCAGUUUCCGGAGGCCACGCAAGAACUCCGACAAGUGAGGCGGCGGCGGCGGCGGCGGCGGCGACGGAGCUAAGUGGAAGAGGAGGAUGUGGAGGGGGGGGGGGGCCCGGGGUUGGUCUUCCAGGGUCCUGGACGUGACGACGGGUCGGGGACCUGCUUUAAGAAAGGAGGCGGUCCCCCAGUGUGACUCCCUGUUUCAUGCAUCAUAGCGUCAACACACAUUGGAAAGAUACUGGGACGAUGACCAAUUUGCACUUCUUGUAAAGCUUCUACAGUAAUUCCUUCAAUAUAAUGCAGUUUAAGGCAGUAUUGGGUCAGUAAUCAAAGAAAAUAUAUAUUUUAUUUUUUUGCCCUUUAUUUAUCUAUUUCUUUUAUAAAGUAUUUUUUAUCCUUUUUUUUUUCUUUUCUUUUUUUCUAUAGAUCAAAUAAAUUAUCCCUGAGUGAUUGAUUAGAGGCUGUUGUUGUUACCCCGAACCUGUGGUUUUUAACUUCAUUAAUGAUGUAUAACUUAAUGAUUAUAAGCCACUAAAGUAAAUUAGCAACCACUUCAAUGAAAGCUGUACUUUGUGUCAGGAGAACAACAUUAGAGGAUUCCUUCAUCCUAGUUUGUUGUUCUUCUCCGGUCCUUCUCCGGUCCCAACUGUAGCAGACACUUUCACGUAUGAUAAUUUUGUCAUCUUUCCUUCUCCUCACAACAAAACUGCUGGGCAUUGAUCAUGGCAUGAAACGCGCCCUCUCUCGCUAAAAGCUCAGGUGGCGGUCAGUCCAAGGAGCAGUGGGGUUUACUUUGUGAGGUCUGACCCUGUAACCGUUUCUGGAUGGUUCAACACGCUCAGGACUGGAACAUUACCUCUGUGAUACCAUUCAAUGCUAAAUAACAAGCCUAAUACAUAGAGAAGGAAAGCAAAAUAUUCGAGAUCCUGUGUCUGAGGAGCACUAUUCGAACUGAGAUUUAAAGCUCUUGAUUUGGAAACUACCUGACUUGGCUCAAACACAAGCCCCCACUGUUUCCAUUACUUGUGCUUUUCAACUGUAGAUGCAAAUAUCACUCAGAUGCUUCCCACUACCCUGGCCUUUGUUCUGUGUGUGCGUGUGUGUGUGUGUGUGUGUGUGUGUGUGUGUGUGUGUGUGUGUGUGUGUGUGUGCGUGUGCGUGCAAGCGUGCUUGUGUUCCCACCAAUGACCUUUUGGGACAGUGUUGGCCAGUCGAUCCAGUGCCUGAUGAUUUCAAAGUGAGGUGGGAGGUCAGUCCCUCGUCCAAACACUUGACACGAUAUUAACUGUCCUACACUGCAUUUCCCAGCCCCCUUGGGUCAAACCUGGGGGAACGGCUCAACGUUGUCUCCUACUUCUCCACCAACAGCAGCAAACGGCACAUGGCAGGGAACGGUGCAAUGUUAUCUGUUUAUUUUUUUCCAUCCUCAACUUUGUUUUCCCAUGUUCACCUUUUUUGUGUCGUUCUUAGGAUUUAAUAUCAAUGUUAAUGUCAGCGCGUCACAAUUGCCCAUUUCCCCGGACCCCGAAAAAUACGG